UCUUCUUUCAUUCACUGUCAACUCUACACUUGUCACAGUUCACUACAACACCAUGGCGCCAUCUAGCUUUCACCACCCCUCCACCCGAGCAUUGCAUGCAGAUGAUCCCUUCAAUCGGGUGACGGAUGUUGCGCCCCCAAUUCACAUGUCUACAACUUACAGAUUCCCCGACGACCCAGAAAGUCUAGUUCCCUCCGUCGAUCCCGUGGACGAAUUCGACGGCAAAAACUUCAUCUACUCCAGAGAAUUCGCCCCCAACUCCACCCGCUUCGAAGCCGUCCUCUCAUCUCUCCUCCACGGACAUGCCAUCAGCUACUCAACCGGCCUAGCCGCCCUCCAAGCAGCUCUAGUCCUCCUCAACCCCUGCCAGAUCUCAGUCGGCGAAGGCUACCACGGCAGCCACGAAGUCAUCUCCAUCAUCUCCCGACUAUCAGGCCUGCAGAAACUCCCCCUCGACUGUCCCACCGAAACACUCAACAAAGGCGACGCAUACGCCAAAAAGGCCCACUCCCGCGGCGCCUACCUGAUCGUCGACAGCACAUUCGGACCCCCCGGCCUCCAAGACCCAUUCCACUGGGGCGCUGGCCUCGUCCUUCAUUCCGGAUCCAAGUACUUCGGCGGCCACAGUGACCUCCUCUGCGGUGUUCUUGCUACGCAGCGCGAAGACUGGAAGAAACAGCUCCUGGAAGACCGGAUGGCUCUGGGGAGUAUAAUCGGUAAUAUGGAGGCAUGGCUUGGUCUUCGCAGUCUGCGUGCGUUAGAAUUUCGUGUCCAACGAGCGAGUCAGGGUUGCGGGACUCUUGUUGCUUGGCUUCAGAAGGCGUUGGAUGUACAGUCCCCUGAGUUGGGGAGUGAUGAGGGGAUUGUGCAGUCUGUCCUCGGGAAGAUAUAUCAUACCAGUUUGCAGGAUGAGCCGUGGGUGAGGACACAGAUGCCUAAUGGGUUUGGGCCCGUUUUCUCGAUUGUGUUGCGGAAUGAGGAUUAUGCGCGACGGCUACCGAGUCAGUUGGCUUUGUUCCAGCAUGCUACUAGUUUGGGUGGGGUGGAGUCUUUGAUUGAGUGGCGGGCGAUGUCGGAUUCGAGGGUGGAUCGGAAGUUGUUGAGACUUAGUAUUGGGUUGGAGAAUUGGGAGGAUUUGAGGAAUGAUUUGUUGGGGGCGUUUAAGGCGGUCUUGCGGGAGGAGUGA
Aspergillus sclerotioniger CBS 115572 is the source of this 1186-nucleotide messenger RNA. RefSeq names its product putative transsulfuration enzyme family protein. Gene Ontology annotation, cellular component: cytoplasm. Gene Ontology annotation, molecular function: carbon-sulfur lyase activity; pyridoxal phosphate binding. Lineage: Eukaryota; Fungi; Ascomycota; Eurotiomycetes; Eurotiales; Aspergillaceae. Gene Ontology annotation, biological process: transsulfuration. The record is from RefSeq and is a predicted model, not a curated record. The transcript has 3 exons. Bases 53 to 1186 code for a protein of 377 amino acids.